This is a messenger RNA of Ornithorhynchus anatinus (platypus), 4164 nucleotides long. It is a transcript of the gene MTMR6, whose product is annotated as myotubularin related protein 6. Gene Ontology annotation, cellular component: nuclear envelope. Gene Ontology annotation, molecular function: phosphatidylinositol-3,5-bisphosphate phosphatase activity. NCBI's taxonomy places the organism in Eukaryota, Metazoa, Chordata, Mammalia, Monotremata, Ornithorhynchidae. The record is from RefSeq and is a predicted model, not a curated record. The transcript is spliced from 15 exons. Bases 95 to 2128 code for a protein of 677 amino acids. Gene Ontology annotation, biological process: dephosphorylation.
AGGACCGGCCCGGGGGCGGCGGCCGUUGCUGUCGUCGUUGUCGUGGUUAUCGUCGCUGUCGUGGUUAUCGUCGCUGUCGUCGGCGCAGCCAGCGAUGGAGCACAUCCGCACCACCAAGGUGGAGCAGGUGCGGCUGCUGGACCGGUUCAGCAGCAGCAGCAAAUCCUUAACGGGGACGCUGUAUCUCACGGCCACCCACCUGCUCUUCAUAGACUCGCUCCAGAAGGAAACCUGGAUCUUGCACCACCACAUUGCGGCCGUGGAGAAGCUUGCCCUGACCACAUCCGGGUGCCCACUGGUGAUCCAGUGCAAGAACUUCAGGGUCGUGCACUUCGUGGUCCCCCGGGAGAGAGACUGCCACGACAUCUACAACUCCUUGCUGCAGCUCUCACGACGAGCUGCCUACGAUGAGCUGUACGCGUUUUCUUACAACCCUAAGCAAAAUGAGUGCGAGCGCGUGCAGGGCUGGCAGCUGGUUGCCCUGGCUGCCGAAUACCAGCGGAUGGGGGUGCCCAACUCCAACUGGCAGCUGUCCGACACCAACCGGGACUACAAGAUCUGCGAGACCUACCCCAGAGAGCUCUACGUUCCCAGGAUCGCGAGCAUUCCUGUCAUCGUCGGCAGCUCUAAGUUCCGGAGCAAAGGCAGGUUCCCGGUGCUGUCUUAUUUCCACUCGGAAAAAGAGGCGGCCAUUUGCAGGUGCAGCCAGCCCUUGUCAGGGUUCAGUGCCCGGUGCCUGGAGGACGAGCACAUGCUUCAAGCCAUCAGCAAAGCCAAUCCGGUCAACCGCUAUGUGUACGUCAUGGACACCAGGCCCAAGCGUCCCGAGCAGAGCUGGAAGGCAGCCCAAAAGAACAUUGGCAGAAUUCUAGUGAGAAUCUCCUCAAAAAUCUGGACAGAUGAGAAAAUGAGAGAGAGCGAUGAGAGAGCACGAGCGAGCUGUUCUGAGCCCAGUAACGUUCCCAGGCAGUUUUAUGGCAAGCUGAAUGCUAUAGCCAAUAGAGCUGCUGGGAAAGGCUACGAGAAUGAAGACAAUUACUCCAACAUCAGAUUCCAAUUUGUUGGAAUUGAAAACAUUCACGUAAUGAGGUCCAGUCUGCAGAAACUUUUGGAAGUCAGCGGUACGAGGGCCCUGUCCGUCAACGAUUUCUUCUCGGGUCUGGAAAGCUCUGGGUGGCUCCGCCAUAUUAAAGCCGUCUUGGAUGCUGCGAUAUUCUUAGCUAAAGCGAUAAACGUGGAAAACGCAAGCGUGCUGGUCCACUGCUCCGACGGCUGGGACCGGACCGCGCAAGUUUGUUCCCUCGGAUCCCUCCUGCUCGAUUCCUACUACCGGACGGUCCGAGGAUUCAUGGUUUUGAUAGAGAAGGAUUGGAUCUCCUUUGGACAUAAAUUUUCUGACAGGUGUGGCCAGCUGGGCGGCGAUCCCAAGGAAAUCUCGCCGGUCUUCACCCAGUUUCUGGAGUGCGUGUGGCACCUGAGCGAGCAGUUCCCACAGGCGUUCGAGUUCAACGAGGCGUUUCUCCUCCAGAUCCACGAACACGUCCAUUCGUGCCAGUUUGGGAACUUCCUUGGGAAUCACCAGAAAGAAAGAGAAGAUCUCAAGUUGAGAGAGAAGACAUAUUCCCUGUGGCCUUUCCUGUUGGAAGACCUGAAGAAGUACCUGAAUCCCCUGUACCGUCCGGAGCCUCGGAGGUUCGUGGCCCUGGAGCCCAGCACGGUGCCUUUCCACUUGAAGUUCUGGCGAAGUAUGUACCAUCAGUUCGAUCGGACGAUGCACCCCCGGCAGUGCGUGUACAAUCUCAUUAUGAAGAAGAAGGAGCAGAACCAGCAGUUGGAAAAGGAGAUUCGAGAGCUGGAAGCUAAAAUCAAGCAGACGAAAACGAGACGUUCGGACGAGGCCCCCACCAAGGAGUGUCUCCCCCCGGGCCAAACCCCGGCCCAGCCGGGCCCGAGAGCCCCCCCGUGCUUCCGGAAGGAGCAGCGCCUGGGGCCCGCGACCGGCGGCGACAAGACCAUCGACCGCAGCGACCCGCCCGACAACCGCUACCGGGACUUGGCCGAGGAGUUCUCCAAGGCGGAUCCCGCCAUCGUCGGCUUGGAGUGUGGCGUGGCCAGGAUGGCCUGCUAGCGGCCCCGGCGAGCGACCGACGCGGUCCCGCUCGGGCCGGGGCCGGGGUUUCUGAGGGCGGCGUGGGCCCCGUGGCCCGACCCCGGUGUGUCUCAGUGGUCCGCUUCGCUAGUGUUGCCAAGAGCAGCCCGCCCACAACCCGGUGAGGGGCAGGGGGACGGGACGGGGAGCAAUCCUCCCUCCUCCCUUCCUCUUCCUUCCUCCCCCACCACUAUCUUCCCACUGCCCCCACUCUCCCUCUCUCUGUCCUGAGGGAAUCGGCCAGGUUGGUGACAGUCUGGGGUCUGUAGUGGUAAAGAGAAGAGAGGCCCUGGGGAGGAUUUCAUCCAAUAAAGUUUGCACUACACGCUUGAACACGGACCUUAUUUUGGUGUACGCAUUCACUCCCGCCAAGCAGGAACAAACCCCCCGCAGCUAAUUUUGGUGGGGCAGAAAUGACAGAAUGAGCUUUUAAUUGUUUGGGAAGAGCUAGGUGCUCACCCUCAAUACAGUGUACGCCGGCCAGCUUAUCAGAGGCAACGGUCCCACCUCGGGACUUCAGAGCCAUUCGUCGCUUGCUGCCUAACCGGGCCGGGACCUGGGACGUCGCCAGGGUCGGGCACGUGCACAACUCGCUUAGGACUGCGACUCGUGUGUUUCCAGUGAGGGCAUUUUACCGAUCGUUAAUUCGCCCCGCGGGCGCCUCGCAGGAUGUAAAGCGUAAAAACUGAAGUAUACUUUAAUCCUUUGAGGGCGGUGGUUUGGAAAGCAUAGUAGAAAUGAGUAAAGAGAUGGUGUUCUCUCCCUGCCAUCCAGGCAGUCGUCUCCAAGUUUCACUAAGAAAUGGGAAAAGCCGGUAGCUUGGUCUCUGCUCGGCUGCGGAGAUUUUAAAGAAGAGGUACUUUCGGGCCAGAAAGGAAUUUUUAUUGUGGGCUGAUGAGAAAGGAGAAAGGUUAGCAUUUUAACGACCUCAUUUGCAAAAAAGGUUGCAUUCGCCACUUAAUUUUCUAACUUAGCCAGUAGGUUAAGGCCCAUUUUUGUAAAUCACCUGUGCCGGGUCUUGGUGCAUCAUCCGUGUUUCUGCCGGUCUGUUUUUCUGUGCUGCUGAAUCGGGAUGGGGAAACUAGUUUUUGCUUUUUAAACGGAAUCCCCAGGUGUUGGGUGCCUCUUUUUUGAGGAGACGUAUAAGCACAAAAAAAGCCAGGGUCUGGGUUAAUGUGUUCGACUGGAUUUUGCCCUACUUGGUAACCGAGUGUAGGCGCCCGUCUUUAUCCUCAUCGGUGUUUGGUUCACGUCAGAAAGCCUAGUGACUCAGUCCACAGUCUCUGUUCGGUAGAAGCUGAAUGUUGGAGUGGCCCAGAAGGCUCGAAUCCCUCGGGGAGUGGGCUAGUGGGGAGAGCCGUCGUCUCAGCCUCGGGCUCUCUCUAUUUCCCAGAUGAUCGUCUCGUCAGACGCGUCCCUCCGCUUAGGUUUUUAAAAAGAAAUCUGCCUCAGUGGAUCUGAAAGUCUGAUCCCUUCAUCCCUCAAACAUCUCUGUAAGUGCGUAUUAUAAAGAAAGCUUCCUUCAGAAACAGUUGCCGAGUUGUACUGCUUGUGAAGUUGGUAUUUUUACAGAUGUGAGCUCCCGUCUUUAAGCAUCGGAAGACGGAGUGUUUGUAUUUUUGUGUCUGCAGGUUUGCAGCAAAGCCAAGCUUUUGUGCCUUGUUACUUGGUUCCGGGAGCUGACUUCAGUAGAACGUGGAAACUUCCCCGGGCAGGUUUAUCGUGUUCAUCCUUUGGGUUUCAUUUGUUCUGUAUCCCUCUUACACACAGACACAAACACACCCAAAAUAUGGAAGCUAUUAGAGGUUCAAAAUCUCCCACAGGGUAGAAGCGAGCCAAACCCAACUGUACGUCUUGUAAAAUUGUCUCUGUGUUCGGUGUGAGGAUAUAUAAAAUGUAUAUUUUUUCGUUUAUUUUGUGCUAAUUAAGUAUGUAGCCUUUAUUUUGGAUGCUUUGGGGAAACUGUCAACCCUUUUUUUAAGUUAAAUAUUUAAAUAAAUCUUUGCUGCAGUAAA